Messenger RNA from Aedes aegypti (yellow fever mosquito), 3900 nucleotides. RefSeq lists its product as uncharacterized. Lineage: Eukaryota; Metazoa; Arthropoda; Insecta; Diptera; Culicidae. The coding region runs from base 2407 to 3741 and encodes 444 amino acids. The record is from RefSeq and is a predicted model, not a curated record. Gene Ontology annotation, molecular function: protein dimerization activity. The transcript has 3 exons.
ACGUAGAACCAAAAUAUGUAAAAAAAAGAAUACCCCUAAACAAGCCAAACAUUGAAUCCACUCAAUGUUUGUUUUACUCAAAAAUACUUCUCAACCUGUUUGCAUGUGAAUCAAAUUCAUAGCGAUGAUAUCUAGCUUUUUCAGUAUAAAUUUACUUAUACAAAUCCAGUGAACAUAUUUGAGCAAAAAUAGAAAAUUUAGAUUGCACUCAAUAUUGUUUUACUAAAACCUAGAUUUUCAACCUUGCUGCCUGUAAAUCAAUGGAGAAGUGGAUGAACUUAUCAUUAAAUUUUCCUUCAAAACCUACCUUUGCUCUGCUAUUAUUUCAUACAAGGUGAACCACUUCCCCUGGGCUAUGUAAUAUCAUUCGUUUGGCAUGAACUUAUAGAAAUUCAGUGAGCAUAUACGGUGAGUAAUAGUUAUUUUUGAAAACGUUAAAAAAAUAUUUUACUAAAAAAAAACGAGAAAACUUAUACAUAUUCAUACUUGUUUGCACAUAAAUUGAAUUCCAAAGCGAUAACAUGUACUAAAUCUGGUUGUACAAGGACCGUAAUUAUAUUUCUUUGAUUAUACUUAAAAUUUCAUUUAGCUACAAGAAAAAUAAAAUUUUAAUACCACUCAAAAUUUAUUUGCUUAAAUUAUAAAAAACUCAUUGUUUUAAACUAUUCGCUAGGUAAAUUCACACUUGAAGCAAUGAUAUUAUUAUUUUUUUUUCGACAUGAAUAUCAUUAUAGAAGUCUAGUCAAUAUGUUUGAGUAGAAAUAGAAAAUUUGGGAAACACUCAACAUACCUUUUACCUUAAAAACUACUAAAAAUCUUGUUAUGUUAAACUGUUAAUAAUUCAUAAAUAUAGUGUAGUUAGCCGUCAGAGAAACACAAGGUUUUAGUUUGUUGGCCCAUAAACAAAAUGCAAAGCUAUAUUUUUUGACAAUAAUUUGCUUUUAGAUUUCCAGUGAACAUGUUUGAAGAAAAAUAAAAAUUUUAGAUAGAACUCAAAAUUGAUUUUACCAAAAAAAAAGAGCUAGAAAAUAUCCUAUUAUUUCACCAUUUUUUUAUUGUAAAUCAAAGCUCAAAGUGAUGAUAUGUUGUAUUUGGACCUGAGUUUGAUUGCAUAAGACAUGUAUGUUUUAAUUUAUGAUUUGCUGGCAAAUAGUGCUGGCAAAAAGCCCUUUUAUGUAGUUAUUCAAUAAAAAUAAAUUUUGAAUGCAAUCAAAAAUUUCUACUCCUACCCAAACAUGUUUAGUUCACUGCUAUAAUAAAAACUUAUGGCGAAAAAACUAGAUGCCAUCGCUUCAAAUUUUGAUUUAUUGAUAUUUAGUUUAAAAAUAGGGUUUUGUAGUUUUGAAAUUGAAAUAAAUUUGAAGAGUAAACAAAAAAUAUAUUUCUGCCAAAACAUAUUCAAUACACUUACUUCAGAAAUUAUGAUUCGGUCGAAAAAAUCACCAGUUAUCACUUUGAAUUAUGCUUUAUUAACAGUUUAAAAAAAUGAAGUUUUCCGUAGUUUUCUAAUUGAAAGAUAUUUUCAGCGUAAACUAUUUUUGCUUAAGCAUGUUCGCUGAGCUUCUACAAUCAAAUUCAUGUACAAAGAACUACAUACCACAGGGUCAAGUUUUACCACUUUCAAUUUUUUGUUGUUUCUUAAGUAAAACAAAUUUGAAAAUUAUAAUUUAUCACCUUAAAAAUAAUAAAUUGUUUAAUUUAUGCCAUAAAUCCUAAACAAGUAAAACGAGGAGGUACAUUUUGUUAAAUAACUUUGGGUAUACUAUGUAUAUAAAUAACUUUUCAAAGGAUAACGAUCAUGAAUAAUAUCUGAUUCCAAUGCUGGAAAAUAAAUUGAAAAUCGCUUGAAAAACGACGGAGCCAUGCAUAGUCAAAGUUUAGUUUAUUAUGGACACUUUGUAGUAAGCGUAAAUUUUCUCCCCUUGGUAGUUGAACUUUUCCAACCGAUAUUAUUUUUUACAAUACUUACUGCUUCUAAAGGUCUGAACAAAAUGCAAAAUUUACCCCUUGUGGAAAUGUCAGAUAGCGACGACAUACUUUCAACUUUUUUUUUUGGAGCUUCACCAUAGAUCCAUUUUUUUUUUGCUGAAACUGUGUUUAUUUUAUGGGAACAUAACUAUUGAUAACAACUUCGGGACUUAAGUACAAUUGUGAGAUACCUUAGGCGUUGAGGGGUGCUCAUCUUGAUCCGUCUUACCCUUUAUUUUAAAAUCAAUGAAGAUCCCCCCCACCCUCUGUUACACAUUAUGUAACUUUAUGUAACAUAAAAAUUUACGUAUGAGUCAUCAGCUGGCAAACUUCUGAAAAAUCCCCCAGUCCUCCCCUCUGAAAGAUUAACGUAAACUAUUGACGCAUUCCAAAUAGAUCACAUAUGCACUACUAACAAAAUACAUACAUUUUUUAGGGAUGGUCGAAGUCAAACAGAGUCAGACCGCGGCAUUUCUUAAAACUAAAAUAUUGGACACAUUAGCUGAAUACAACGUGCCAAUUGAAAAUAUUUUCUCGGUAACAGUAGACAACGGGGCCAACAUGGUGGCAGCUGUUAAAAAGUUACGCCAAGAAUUGGAGCAAGCGUUGUUGGAGAAACUAGAUGAUGGAAAUGAGGAUUUUGAGAAGACAACAGAUGAGCAUGAACCGGAACGCGAUAUUUCCGCUGAACUGUGCGUUGAAUUCCAGGAGCGCAUCAAUCUCGUGAGAUGUGCGGUGCACACUCUGCAACUGUCGAUACUGGAUGUUGUGAACAAGUCCCACGAAAGCGUAAAAGGUCUAACUGAACUGGCGAGAAAAUCAAAAAACAUGAAGUACCAGACAAAUUUUGACCACCACAAUGCCACACAUCCUCAAAUUUGGUGCCAAACCAGAUGGGGUGGAAUCUUUGAAAUGGUGGAGGCAUUUAAAACUCAGAGGACUUUCUUCGAACAACUGGCUGCUCAGUUUCCAGAGCUUGAUCUUACCAACCAUUGGAAAUUCAUAGACGACUACUAUGAAGCAUUCAAGCCUUUGUACAUCUGUACCAAGAGGAUGCAAGCGGAGCAUGUUUCUUUGCCUGACUUUUACAUGCUUUGGCUAAGGGCCAUAAGCGAAGUGCGAAAGGUCACCGGUAAUCAAUUCGUUCCUGGCUUGCUUACUUCGCUCAAUACAAGGCUAACAACCCUUCGAGGAUCAAGGGCCUUCAAAAUGGCUCUUUUCCUUGAUCCACGAUUCAACUAUCGUGGAUCAAAGUUUUUCUCACCUGAGGAGAAAAUGGAAAUUAUGGGGUACAUCAACGAAACAUGGCAGCGGAUUCGCCAACUACAAUCGCCAGCAUCCACUUCAAGCACAAGGAACGAAUCUCUGUCAGAGUCCGAACGAAAUGAUGAUUUUGAUGAGUAUCUCACUGAGAUGUACGGUGGCUCUGUCAAUACUGAUGGAGAACCCAGCGAGACGAAGUUUCUACAACAACUACAGUCACUGGACUUGGAACCACGCCAGAAUUCUAACUACAACGUUUGGGACCACUGGUUGCGACGUAAGACAACACAUCCCGAGUUGUAUGCUGUGGCCAUGGUUGUGUUGUCCACACCAUCAAAUCAGGUCUCAGUAGAAAGGGCCUUUAGUGUUCUUGGUCUAGUGUUGAGCAACCUUCGCACCAAACUCGCGGAGGAUACAUUAACCAACAUACUAUUAGUAAAGUUGAACAAAGCUCUAUUCCCGCAGGCUAUUGCGACGGCCUACAACUGGAAAGAAGUCGAAAGAAAUUAGAUCACUGUUUGGUGAUUGAAUGUUUUUUUCAUAAACCCUUCAUAAACCCUCGAACAUAUAUAAAAUAUAUUCAAACACACCCCAGCAUACAACAUUAUUCCUCGAUUAUUUUUUCAAACCUUUUUCUUUCGUCGUGUACAUCGCCUAAAACUUGCAUGC